AUGGAACCAACGUUAUGUUUCCGUUUAUGUGAUACACCAAUAAUCUAUAUACAACGUUCAAUAUGUCGAUGUUCAUGGGGUGGUCUUAUGGAUUAUAGUCGACGUAGAAACACAUAUUGUUCAACAUCCUGUCCAAAACCAGGUUAUCGUAAAGUUACAACAAAUAUUUCAUGUGGUGGAUCAGAAUACUAUUCAGCUUAUGCUGAAAAUCAAUUUUAUACUAAACAUGCUCAUUUAUUUGAUUAUCGAAUUCAAUUCAAAUCAUGCGAAUUUCGAAAUAGUUCUUCUGAUUUUGAUAUAUUACAAGUUAAAAUUGAUGAAUUAUCUGAAAAAUUAGCAUUGAAUAAAUUGGAACGAUGUGCAGCUGCAUGUCUUGAUCAAAAUAAGACAACACAAUCCAUAGCUUUCAACAGUGAUAAUAAUCAAUGUUUAUGUAUAAUACAGAAAGAAUUAAACAUUGAUUCUAAUCGUAUACUUAAUUUAACAAUUUUACCAAAUAAUACUUGUGAUCUUUAUUGUGAUAAUACAUUUGGUGAUUCGAACAUUGAACAUAAAUUUAAAUGUGGCUCAAAAAAUGAUUCACGAAUAUGGGCUAUUUAUGAUUUAAGUGGUUUAUGUCCGAUUGAUUUUAUUUAUGUAAAAGAAUUAAAGGAAUGUAUGUCUUCGCAUAGUGGAAGAUGGAAUUCAUGUCCAUCUUCAUCGACAAGGUAUACUUAUGAUGGAAAACUAAAAUGGGAUGUCUUUCUGAAAAUUAUUGAUCAGUUAAACUUAACAAAAUCGACUGUUCUAAUAGAUUUUGAAGAUAAUGAUAUCAUUGAUAGUGCAUGGAAAUGCUUAAAACAAUAUUCAUAUGGUAGCGAUAGAACAUCUUACGUAUAUAGUUAUCGUACACUUUAUAUAUUAGAAAAUGGCUGUUUACGUUUAGAAAGUAAUUCAGGGUAUUCAUUUCUAUUAGCAUCUCGAUUAUGUAUAACCUAUUCAACAAGUUUGGUUUCAUCAUCUGGAUACAGUACAGUUUAUUACAGAUAUAAACCUUCUAUAAAUCCAAUAUCUUAUGAUUGUCCAAUGAAUUGGCUUGAUUUAAAUAAGCAUUGUUAUCGAAUAUCGGAUACAAGUAAAACAAUACAGGAAGCAAAAAAAAAUUGUAUUAGUGUAUCUCAAUCUACAGACAGUGAAGAACAUGAAGAUAGUGCAGAAUCUAUUAAUGAUAACGAUGAUGAUGACGAUGAUGAUUAUGGUGUUUCUUAUGAUAUAAUGACGAAAAUAAACGAUAAAAACAAAGACAAUAUCAAUAAAUUACAUAGAGGUGAAGUCGCUCAAUAUUCAUCACAAUGGCAAGGUCGUCUUGGCUUUUUCCUACUUGACACACAUAUAGCAAGUGAUGUAUUAACAAAUCAAUAUAAUAAAAAUAUACAAUCAAUCAAUUCCAAUGUUAACAUCGAUCGUUCCUCUAUAAAUGAAUUUCAAAUGAUUAAUACUGAUAAUUCAACUAACAACAAUGAAUCUUGUUUAGUUUUUACACGUUCAGUAAUCAACAGUAUUGAAAAUUCUAUUAUAACAAAGACAUCAAUCAAUAAUUGUUCAAAAGCAAGACAUGUAUUAUGUGCAAGAAAAUCAAUAAUUGAUUCUAACUCUCUAAUUGGUUGUUUUCAUAAACCAUUAACACUUGAUUUACCAUCUAUCAUCUCAAAUCAUUUAACAUAUAAAUUAUGUUUAUCUAUUUGUCAAAGUUUAAAAACAAAAUUAGCUAUUAUUCAAAUAAAUAAAUGUUAUUGUUUAAAUGCUGGUGUUACAUGGAUAAAUGGAACUACACGAAAUAAUUUCAACCAUAGAAAAGUAGAUUGUGGACGUCCUUGUCUUGGAAAUAAACAUGAACAUUGUGGUGAUGAAAACACAAUUGUUGUUUACAAUAUUACUCGUAGUUUAUCAUACUAUGAAGUUAGUUUAUCAGCUGAAUCAUCAAAUCCUGAUUUCAUUUAUGAUAGUUGUGUAUAUUUACAUUCAGUUAAUCGAUCGAUUAUGUAUCAAUUCAAUAUUAAACAUAUAUAUAAUAUACAUCCACGUCAUUGUUUAGAAAUAUGUAAUAAAUAUCAUCAAAAUUAUGCUCUUAUUAAUGGAAACAAAUGUUUAUGUACAAAUAAACCACCGAAAAGAAGAAAACUAUCAAAUUAUUUUACACCACAAGAUUUUUACUGUAAUCGUGAAUGUCUAGGGAAUUAUUUUUAUACAUGUGGAUCUAUAAACAAUGCAUCACUCUAUUCAGUAUAUACUAUGAAACUACAUUGUUCAACAGGUUUUACGUUAGAUGAAGAUAAAAAACGAUGUAUGUAUGAUGAUACUUCAAAAAAGAGUCAUGUUUUUCCCGAUGCACAAUCUCAUUGUAAAUCUAUUGGUGGUAUUAUUGCAAAAAUCAAUGAUAUUUUAGAAAUUCAAGAAGUUUUACCUAGUUCAUUCUUCAGAUUAACCAGUAAUUAUAGAUAUUCAUCAGAUGAUCUUUAUUCUUCCUCAGAUAUGUUAAAUAGAAAAAAAUAUUUUUGGAUUGAUCGUACAUAUAAUUUUAUAAAUACAAGUCAAACAUCAAAUCAUCCUAUUAGAAGAUGUACAGAAACAUCAGAUGAUAUUGAUUCACAUUGUAUUGUUCUUCGUUUGGACAAAAUUCUAAUUGGUAAUGUAAUAAGUUAUGAACAAUGUUUAACUGAAUCAGAUGAAUGUUUACCAGAAUCUGCUAUACCAGUUUGUGUUGAUAAACAUAUCGAACCUAAUUUAACUAUUAUUCAUCCAAUUAAACAUGGUUCUUCAUCGAUUAUAUCGAUUAAUACAUCAAUUGAUUAUACAUGUGGAGAUGAUAAAACAUAUCAUUUUAUUAAUAAUUAUUGUUAUAAAGUAGAUUUUCAUGAAACAACUUGGAAUGAAGCAAAAAAUAAAUGUGAACAUGAUAAUGCAACAUUAUUUAUACCUGAAAAAACAAUGAUGAUUCAAAUGAUAAAAGAAUUAGUUUUACAUCGACGUAUUUAUACGUGGUCCGGUAUUGUACAUGUUGGUCUUGUUUAUGAUAAUAAAAAACGUAAUAUUAUACGAUAUGAUACAAAUAAUGAAAAUACAUCAGAAUAUUUAUCUAAUACAGAGUCUUCUUAUUCUUUAUGUAAACGAACAUUUCUUGAUCAUUAUAAAAAAUUAUCGUCAUUAUCAAAACUAUCUACCGAAAAUAAAAAAGCAUUGAAAUCUCAACAAAUUGGUUGUGGAUAUCUUGAUUUUCAAUCAGAAACAAAUCCAUCGAUUUCAUGUAAUGAAGUAACUUGCAAGCAACUAGCAACUGUUAUAUGUCAAAAAUUACCAAUUAGAAAAACGGAAACUAUUCUAACUAAACGUAGUUAUAUCGACGAAUCAAUAGAUGAUGAUUCAGGUGUUUCAUUAUCGAACAAUGAAUCAGAUGAUAAAAAAGCAAACAGAUCUAUCAGCAGAGAUUUUGCACCAGUAUUCUUCAUAUUGGGUAUUAUAUUUAGUUUUAUUCUUCUUAUACUUGUUAAUGUAUUCCACAAGCAAUAUCAAAUAAGAAAAACUAAUAAUAAAUCUCAUAAAAGACUAAACAAUCAUUCAAUGUAUUCUCUGGUAUCAACCACUAACGAAUUUAAUUUGAAUUAA
This is a messenger RNA of Rotaria sordida, 3642 nucleotides long. The record is from the annotation of a GenBank genome assembly. Lineage: Eukaryota; Metazoa; Rotifera; Eurotatoria; Philodinida; Philodinidae.